This is a messenger RNA of Psilocybe cubensis, 1284 nucleotides long. RefSeq lists its product as uncharacterized. The coding region runs from base 1 to 1284 and encodes 427 amino acids. The transcript is spliced from 6 exons. Lineage: Eukaryota; Fungi; Basidiomycota; Agaricomycetes; Agaricales; Agrocybaceae. The record is from RefSeq and is a predicted model, not a curated record.
AUGCCAUUGCAGUGGGCGCGACCUUCUUUCCCACUCUGGGAGGAUGAUCCAACUCCAUCCGACGUCGAACCUUUACGACCUGCACAUGGCACAGCGCCAGAUUCCAACGAGACCCUCAAAUUGAUAGAAACCAGAGCAAAUGCGAUGCACGUAGACGUGGAUCAGCACAAGGAGGAAGUAGCGGUGGAGUUAUCAGUAGAGGGGGGAGAGGUGGAUGUGAGGAUGCGGCGCCCACCUGCUGCGAAACGCGGCAUAAAAAGCAAGGAGGAAAAUGUAGUUCAUUCGCUUAUACGGGCGUUUCUUACCGACAAGAAACUAAUUAAACAAGAUGGUCAAGGAGAUCACCGUAACGAGGAUGAGAACGACCCCCUUCCGUCUUUCCCUACCUCCCCCGAUGAUUCUGCUGUCAAAUCAUUCAUGGCAAUGCAAACUAACACGGGACCGCAUCGACACAACCCAUUGAUCUUGUGGACCAGUCCUAUGUCGCACCCAUGGAACCAACAAGUGCUCAAUCAUCUUCUCGACGACUUCCCACAUUAUGCCAAGGGAAAAAAGCUUCUCGAAUUAACCCAGUUGCUGAAACAAAGUAUCGGGGCAGAUACCAACAUAUUGGAAAUCCUAGAUGCCACUGUGUCCCCUAACAGUGUGAGGCAGAUUCUGGAAAAGAAGCUGGAUGCUAGACGACAGGGAAUGCAGGCUGCUAUAAGACGGGCCCACAGGAUGCAGAGGCCUACGCCAACGUCUGUUGCACUUACAGAUAUCGAAUUGCGUGCUCAAGUCAAAAAGCUCAAGAUCGAAAAUGAUAGGCGCAACCGACGCAGAGAGCGAAGAAACAUCAGGUAUAUUCGUCGCUUUGAAAUCAUAGAGGAACAAUUAAUGCUGGCGGCGGACGACGAAGCUCGUGAUUUAUGGCGGUCAAUUCAGAAGUUCUAUGCCCAUUUCAUGAAUGAGGACAUAAGCUCGGAUGAAUCUGAAGGAGAAUGUCGCCCACCGCUGGUUAAAGGUAUAAGGCGUAUCAGGCGGCAUUGGAUCUCCCCUGCCGUAUCUGCAGUUUUCCAUUUCAUCGACAAACACUAUACAUCGGAAUAUACUACUGGGAUGAAGAAGAGGGGGGCAGCGCCUUUGCCUCGUGAUUUGGUGUCAACCACAGUUGAUUUUCUUUCGAAGCCAAGGCCUGAACUUCCCAUCAAUUUUUAUUCAUCCGAACUAACGGCUGUGGUCCUUCGUGGGUUGCGCCCCAAACCUGUGUUUCAAAUCCCUCGGAUCCCUACUGGUGUCCAAUGA